GCAGAGAGAUGUGGCUGCUGAGAGUUUUGGUGCCUCUUGUCAGGCUGUAUUUAUGCGGAAUGAAGGUUCUUCUCUAUCAGAUGUUCAACAGAUCUUUUACGCUACCAGGUACUCAAUAAGUGAAGGCAUCCAAGUGGAUUGCUUACUGAAGGAACCAAUGGAGGCUAAAAGUUCAGGACCUUCAUGCUCUGGCCUCAAUCUGGUUGCACACCCACGGGCAAAAAGCAAAGUCUGGAAAUACUUCGGCUUUGACACAGAUGCAGAUGGCUGCAUAUUGCACUGGAAACGGAUAUACUGUCGCGUAUGUAUGAGUCAAAUCGCCUAUUCCGGAAACACCUCCAAUCUGUCGUACCACCUUGAAAAGAACCACCCCGUAGAGUUCAGUGAGUUUGUGAAGAGCAACACAGAUCAGAUGCGCGAGGCAUUCGCCACGGCAUUCUCCAGGAUAAAGACUGAGCCUUCAGGUCUACAUGUUCAGCAACAAUCCCAGGACACAAACUUAAGGCAGAGCUUAGACUACGAAAACAGACGACACAAUGAUCUGACUGCUGCUGUCAUCAACUUCGUCUGCGAGGGUUUGUAUCCUGCAUCUGUAGUUGAAGAGCCUACUUUCAAGACCUUGAUGAGUACCAUUGAUCCUGGCUACUCUCCACCAAGCAAAAGUGACUUGGUAGUCAAAAUGCUUCCUCAGAUGUAUUGCCGUACCCGGGACAUGGUCUUUAGUGAGCUUACUGGGGUUGUGAACUGUGGUGUUACGACAGACCUUUGGCAAAGCCAAACCCAGAAUAGAACAUACAUUUCACUGUCUAUGCAUUCAGUUAAUUACAACAGUACAACUGGCUUCUCUAUGACCAACAAGUGCCUAAAAACUUUUGAAGUACAAGAGGACAACACAGCCGAGAACAUCACCAGAGCGAUGUAUGAAGCCUUCGUUGAAUGGGGGAUAACUCAUAAAGUCAGCGGUGCCACCACAAAUGGUUCGGUGGACAUCGUCAAAGCAUGCUCUCUCCUGGAACUGUCAGUGGAAAUGCCUUGCCUUGGACAUACCAUCAAUCGUGCAAUGGAUGAAGCCUUCCAGCUGCCGGGAGUCGACAACUUUCUGGGAUGUUGCCGCAAACUUGUUGAUCAUUUUAGAGAACCAGCAAUGUAUCUGCUGAGGGAUAAACAGAAGCAGCAUGGCCUCACUCAGUGUGCACUCGUCACAGACAGGUGCAGGUCUUGGUUGGCCACGUUGGCAAUGUUACAAAGACUGAAAGAGCAACAGGUUGCUGUAACUGCAACACUUAUAGACAGUUCCAGCAACCACCAUUUCAGCUUUGAUGGUUCUGACUGGGCCUUGUUGGAGGGCUUGACUGAAGUCCUCCAGCCUUUUAAAGUUGUGACAAACAUGAUAACUUCUUGCAGGUAUCCAACCAUUAGCAUGGUUAGGCCUGUACUUCACAUGCUGUUGAACAACACCCUCAAGGUCAAGGAAGGGGACCUCAAAGAGAUCAGCAUGACCAAAGAGGUUAUCUCAAAGGUCCUAUCAAGCACCUAUUCACAGAAUUCGCAACUAUCACAAGAAAUUUCAACGUUCCUCAACAUUGCUACGUUCCUCGAUCCUCGGUACAAGAAAUUGCCUUUCCUGUCCACUCAGGAACGCUCCAAAGUUGAGGAUAACAUCAUCGAAGAGGCGAAAGCAAUCCUUGAGAAGCAAACUGCUGAGCGAGCAUGCCUAGAUGAUUUCUCUUUGGUAUCUGAGGAGCCACCGAGCAAAAAGCAGACGCCUCUAAGAGAAUCUUCAGCCAGCAGUGCAACCCAAGACAACCCUUUGGCUGCCAUAUUUUGCCAGUCUGAUGCAGACCAGAGCCAGGAGGAGCUGCAUGCACAAGUAGUAGAGGAGCUGAGCAACUACAAAUCACAACGAGUCCUAGGCCUGAAUGAAGACCCUUUACUGUGGUGGUCGAGUCAUGCGCCCUUGUUCCCCACCCUCCCAAAGGUGCUGCAGAAGUACUGGUGCGUCCCUGCCAUGAGUGUACCUUGUCACAGGCUGUUCAGCUCGUCCGGCACUGUUCUGUGCGGGAAAAGGAAUCGUUUAGCUCCAUCUUUAGUCGAUCAGCAGGUCUUCUUGUAUGAGAACUCGCGAGGCUACUUUGAGCCUGAACCCUGUGAGGAUGAUUUGGAGAAUGUUUGGGAAGGAAACUGUUGUCUGGGUCAGCCACUUGAAUGACUGUGUGAUAGCAAAACGUCAAACGUCAAAUUCUAAUGACUUUAUUCCCUGCAUACAGCAUUAUGAACAUGUAAUGGACCUCCAAACCUGUCUUCAAGUUUUUUAAGUUCAAGACAAUAACCUGCAUGAAAAUGGUUUGUCCUGUUUUCUCUCAUCGGCUGAUUUUAAAAGAAUCGCGUAAUACUUUGGCGGAAAACUCCAUAUCUGUGUUCUUUCUGAGAGUGAGGUGAGGAGAUUGUCGUCAAUCUCAUGCCUCUGCUUUAAGCACAGAGCUAAAGCCAGGACAUGUUUAGCCCAGCGAGCACAAAGACUGGAAACAGGAGAAACGGCCGGCCUGUGCCUGUCCAGCAACGCAUGCCUUCAAAGCCCACUAGUUAACUCCCAUUUGUUUAAUCCAUAUAUGGAAAUAUGAAAAACAACUAUUUAGCUGUUGUUGCUCAAGAAAUAGCUCCAACGCUCCCACAAAACCAUGCGUUGUUAUUUUAAGCCAUGCUAGCCAAGUGGCGCUAGGUCCAAAACUAAAUAUGUCAAGUUUUGGAUGGAUUGGCGUGAAAGAUUUUACAUGGAUCCAUGUUCCCCAAAGGAUGGAAGCUAAUGACUUUGAUGAUCCUCUGACCUUCUAUCUAGUGCCAUCACCUGGUCAAAGACUUACUCUGUGUUAGUGCUAUUUAUGGAAUAAUAGUAUGCUGACACACUAAAUCAGAUAAUAAAUAUUAUUAAAUAUUAAGUAAGUCAUUGUUAGCAUGUUGAUGUUAGCAUGCGCUAAUGCAAAUAAGUCACAUUGCAUUAAUUAGUGAUUAGCUUUAGAGGUCUUUCUACGUUUCUACUUUGAGCAAAGCCAGGCUAGCUGUUUUCCCCUGCUUCCAGCCUUAAUGCUAAGCUAGGCUAACCACCUCCUGAUUCUAUACUUGACGUGCAAAAGUUCAAUUGAAACAAUUGUUCUUAUCUCAGAAAGAAAGGAAAACUGCUAUGGUUGAUGUCACAUUUUUACUUCAUCAUGGUAGUUGUAUUUUUUUUUUUUUUCAGCCGAAAUCUGUCCAGAAAAUGUAGUUCACUGAAACAGAACUGAUAUCUUCAUACUGGAUCCAACAAAUCUGUAAUCAACGACUAAAAGAAUUGUGAUGAUAAUAGAAUAAUCAUUGUGUUGUCUGUCACUAUCUCUGCCUCCUACUAACAGCUGCUCAGUGCGUUGUAAGCUCUGUUCUGCCUUUUUGGCCUUUUCUGUUGCACUCCGAAUUUCUCUUUUCAGGCUCAAUGAUUCAACUUUUUUAGUUGGGAUUGGGAUGUAUUUUGUGAACACCUACUGCAUAUAGAUAUUUCAGCAUUAGCGACGGACAAACUUUGAAAAUGUCUUGCUCUGCAGAACAAUGGCGCAUGCAAACGAUCAUGUAAAGGAGCUUUAUUGAAGUAAAGAUCUUGUUUUCCACAUUUGCCUGACUGUUUGAUGUAAAUACAUUUGCACUUGUUCAUCUUUAACAUUGGGCAACAGAUUUAGUCGUAUUAAUCAACUCUUGUUUUACAGAUUAGACCUUCUGGCCCUAGCAUAGUCCACAUUGUUUACCCUUCUGUUCUGGUCCAUGUCAGUCCACAUUUGAUUGUAAAGCCUGUAGACUCUGACCUGGACUGAUUGGCCUCUUGCUUUAAAUGCUGUGCGGCAGCAUUUUAUCUAACACACAAACUGCUGCUAAUAAGUCUCAAGAGUCCUUCCUCCCUGCAAGGUCAGGAUCUGAGCAGCGCCUGUGAUGCCACAGCAUUAAAUCCUACCUGUUAUUAACACCACUCAUGUGGUCCCCUCUCUCCUCCUGCACAGUCCUGCCCAAGCAAAAUGGAAGGGUUGCCAUUGUGACUGGGGGGACCAGAGGAAUGGGUUUUGAGACAGCGAGACACCUGGCAAACCUGGGCAUGCAUGUUGUCAUAGGUAGGCUCCUGUCCGAUCAUAUGCCUUUAGCCAGAUCAUAUGCAGGUUAUUACAUUUCUCUGCUGUCAAAAAGAAGACACGGGUUUAUGCAGCAUUAAUUGUGCAAAAUCCAGUUUUUAUUUUCAGAUUCAACAAAGGGGCCUAAUACACAACGUUCUGUUUUGGGGAUUUGGAAAAUUUUAAAUGCUAAUUUUCCUGAUUGGUGGCUAAUUUGAGCUACUGCUAUUUGUGGUUUGUGUCCUAAUGUUUUUACGAUGUAUAGAAGAAUUUAUGUUAAAGUUGGUGCACAUGUGUCGAGUAGAUGACCAAUGAGUGUGACAGAUCCACCAGUAGCCUCUGGAGGAUCUGCCACUUUGCACCUUAACCCCCAUCAGACUAAAUCCCAUUGAACUGAUUGAGGUAAUGGUCUUACAUUUGAAUCAAACAGCAGAAACUACCCCCAGUCGAUGCUUUGUGAUUACAUGUUCUGUGCCACAUAUAAACAGAGAUGACCUGAGCUUUAGCCAGUCUUGUUGAGUCAGUGGCGGCAGUUGGAUUGAGUUGAAAUGGAUAUCUGCUGGACGCCCGCCCACCAAGCUUCUCUGAUCUCCAUCAUCUCCAGCUGGGAACGAGAAAGAAGAGGGUGCAGC
Molecule: messenger RNA, 4756 nt
Organism: Chelmon rostratus (copperband butterflyfish)
Lineage: Eukaryota; Metazoa; Chordata; Actinopteri; Chaetodontiformes; Chaetodontidae
Gene: dhrsx
Product: dehydrogenase/reductase (SDR family) X-linked
Exons: 2
Coding region: 53-2209 (718 amino acids)
Molecular function (GO): protein dimerization activity; oxidoreductase activity; DNA binding
Source: RefSeq, a predicted model, not a curated record